Fusarium redolens is the source of this 612-nucleotide messenger RNA. RefSeq lists its product as uncharacterized. Bases 1 to 612 code for a protein of 203 amino acids. Lineage: Eukaryota; Fungi; Ascomycota; Sordariomycetes; Hypocreales; Nectriaceae. The transcript has 3 exons. The record is from RefSeq and is a predicted model, not a curated record.
AUGAGGUCUUAUCUACCUAUCACCUUGUCCUUCCUGCUACGGUUGACAACGGCUGCAAACACCGAAAGUGGUUAUCUUGCAACCGUUACCCUUGCCCCAACGGCCUCAGGAGCCGAAGCUUUUGAUCUUGAAGAAAAGCGCGCAGAAUGUUUUCAAGCUUGUUAUAAGACUUAUGGAAACUACACGUCUUGCACUAGAGGAAGUGUCCUUAAGUGCUGGUGUAAUGAGUCUGUUGAUUGGGUUGAAAGAGAGGAGGAUUGUGUUUGGACUAUUUGCGGUCCAUCCGCUUAUAACCUUUAUGCGGAUGUUUUGACAAGGAUUUGUGAGACUGUUACGGCUUAUGCUAGUCAAGCCAUUGAGACAGGAUCAACGUCUUCUGAUGAGAAUAUAAAUUCAACUUCCGUAGAGACUACAAACAAAGCUGAAGCUGAGACGACCAGUCAAGCUCAAGCCACAGAGACUUCAACUUCUGGUAGUGAUGCCACAACAAGUAGCAGUGAAGCAGCAGCUACGAGUUCUGAGCCCAGCAGUGCUUGUAAAAUUGGUUCAUCUCUAAGUCUUCCGGCUGUUCUUGCUGUUGGUGCAGUCUAUCUUUCUAGGAUGACCUUUUGA